AAACCCACAAAAACAGAGACGCCUCCAUUGCUUCUCACGUUCGUCGGCUCCUCAAGCGAGUCCUGCCCUGCUCGCCGCCGUAUGCCAUCGCCUCCCCUGUGAAGCCACCGGCCGGAGACCCUGGCACCCAACAGAUAAGCCGGAGACCUUCCCACCCUAUAGCUACAGAUUGUUAGGUAACAAGUUUCUCUAUCAAUGACGUCCAUUCAAUCAUCAUCAAAGAAGCGAAAGAACAAAGGAUUGGGAGACAACAAUAAGAGGAAGAAGAAGCAUCAAGAUCUUUCUGAUGUCAGAAAACUGGGUGAACAGUUGCUCUCAUCAAGAGCUCACAUUAACAACCUUCCUCUUUUACUUAAUUUCCUCGAUCUGAAGUCCUCCUAUCCUCGUGAAUUCCUCCUUGAAUCUCUUCUUUCUCUCCAAUCCUUCUUCACCCCACUUCUUCCCCAACUCCCUUCUUCUUCAGCUAAACCUACUGAAGAUCCCGAAUCGAUUUACCAGACAUGGGUUCGUUCUAAAUUUGAUGACUUUGUUCAAUGCCUAAUUCAGCUAGCACUUUCUCCAUCACUUGAUGAAGAAGCUCUCAGAGAAGUGGUGAUGGAUACUUUGAUGGAGUGUGUGAAGGUUGGAAAUGCAGGGACCUUUCAUUCUUCUAUAUACCAUAAAUUCAUCCAUAGCCUGGUUUACUCUACAGAGGAGUAUGAUACUUUGUUAAAUUUGCUUGUAACAAAGUAUUUCAAGUACAUUGAUGUCCGCUAUUUUACUUACAUAAGCUUGGAAAAGAUAACUCGAACACUUGAUGUUAAAGAUUGUCAAGACACUGAUCCUGAAAGUGCAAAUACCAAAUUAGAAAGUCCAGCAAGAGCAAGUGGGCAGCUUUUAGUCUGCAAUAUACAUCAUGUGAUAUCUAAGAUACCACCCCUUGAACAACUUGGUGAAAAUUCUGAAUAUGAAAUGUGGAAUGGAUCAGGUGUUUUCUCCAAAGAAGGUAAAACAAAAUCCAAGAAAACCAAGGGAACAGAAGAAAAACAGGGUGAGGUCAAGAAGUCUAGCAAUGAUGUUGCAUCUUCGGCUAAUAUUUCCAAAAAGAUGAAGUUGAAAUUCUCUAAAGCAUGGAUGUCAUUCCUUAGAUUACCACUUCCUAUCGAUGUCUACAAGGAGGUUCUUGUUGCCCUUCAUCAGACAGUGAUCCCUUAUUUGUCUAAUCCCAUUCUGUUAUGUGAUUUUUUGACAAGAUCUUAUGACAUUGGAGGUGUUAUAAGUGUCAUGGCACUUAGCAGCUUGUUUGUUCUGAUGACAGAACAUGGUUUAGAGUAUCCCAAUCUUUAUGUGAAGCUUUAUGCUCUUCUAGAACCUUCUAUUUUCAUAGCAAAACACAGAGCCAAGUUCUUCCAACUUCUUGAUUCAUGUCUGAAAUCGCCACUUCUUCCAGCUUAUCUAGCUGCUUCUUUUGCUAAGAAACUAAGUAGGCUAGCACUUACAGUCCCUCCUUCUGGAGGUCUUGUUAUUAUUGCUCUUAUUCAUAAUCUUUUGAGAAGACAUCCUUCAAUCAACUGUUUAGUCCACCAGGAGGAUGAUGGUGAAACUGAAACUGUCAAAUCAGGCAUUGAUCAUUUCAAUAAUGAGGAAACUGAUCUUCUUAAAACCAAUGCUAUGAGGAGUUCUCUAUGGGAAAUUGACACCUUGCGCCACCACUACUGUCCUCCUGUGUCUAGAUUUGUUUUGUCGCUAGAAAAUGAUUUGACAGUUAGAUCCAAGACAACCGAAGUUGCUAUAAAGGAUUUUAGUUCAGGUUCAUAUGCAACCAUAUUCAAAGAGGAGAUAAGACGGAGGGUUAAACAAGUACCCCUUGCAUUCAACAAGACCACACCUACUUCCUUGUUCUCAGAGACUGAUUUUGCUGGUUGGAUUUUCCAAUCAAGUGAUUGUUAACAAAGACACUCUUGUAAUAGGAAAUUGAUGCUUCCAUUUUCUUUUACUUGUUUUCUUGUCAUUUUUUAUUAUUAUGUAAUACAUGAGUUUUACGUGAUUUAACUUAUCGAUGUGAUGUGUUCAUGUGAUGAGAAACAUUUGACAACAUCAUGUCAAAUAUUAUGUAUGGAUACUGUAAUGUACAGAAAUUCAAGGGAUUUGAAGCCAAGCUCAUCCCGCAAUUUUGUUUU
Molecule: messenger RNA, 2159 nt
Organism: Lactuca sativa (garden lettuce)
Lineage: Eukaryota; Viridiplantae; Streptophyta; Magnoliopsida; Asterales; Asteraceae
Product: CCAAT-binding factor
Biological process (GO): ribosome biogenesis
Cellular component (GO): nucleolus; small-subunit processome; Noc4p-Nop14p complex
Source: RefSeq, a predicted model, not a curated record